GUGCGCAGAUGCCCGGCCUUUGCGUUUGUCCUCUGCAAAAGGAAAAGGCUCCGAUUUCCGAGGGAUGUGAUGGUGCGGGACGAAACAGGCAGGACAACAAGCUCGGCUCUAUUCUUGCAAGUCCGCGGCGCCGAUUUGCCAAGCUGCCAUCUAGGGGCGCCCUUCUGUAGCGUGCGCGGCGGCGGACAGAGAGAGAUAUAUAGCCGGCGAGGCAGCUGGAAAGAGGGAUCAGUCGCUUGCCAAGUGCCCCGCGAGAGGAACGACGCCCUGCGCUCGGGAGGAAGCAGAAGGCGAUCUCUCGACUCCUUCCAUUCCACAUCGGCCAGCUAUGAAUACCAUUGAUUUGCCUCCUAUAUUUGAUCUUGUUGAAGUGGAGAACCUCACUGAAACCAACUUGACUUGUGGCAACGGAGAUUGCAUCACCGUGGACUCCUUAUCAUGCCCAAAUAUGCUCAACAAAAGCGCCCUGCUCUACACCCUCUCCAUUUUUUACAUUUUUAUAUUUAUGAUAGGCCUAGUGGCCAAUGUUGUGGUUGUGUGGAUGAACUUCCAAGCCAGAACAACUGGCUAUGAAACUCAUCUCUAUAUCUUCAAUCUAGCCAUUGCUGACCUGUGUGUGAUCAUCACUCUUCCAGUCUGGGUGGUCUCCCUUGUUCAGCAUAGCCAGUGGCACAUGGGAGAGAUCACAUGCAAGAUUACCCACCUUGUGUUUUCCAUCAACCUGUAUGGGAGCAUCUUCUUCCUGGCAUGCAUGAGUGUGGAUCGAUAUCUCUCAGUUGCCUACUUCACAACCUCCAGCGACGCCAAAAAGAAAAGAAUCCGCCGCUGCAUCUGCAUCUUUGUGUGGCUUUUUGCCUUCUUUGUGUCUCUCCCUGAUACCUAUUACCUGAAGACAGUUUCAUCCAACAAUGAGACCUAUUGCCGCCCUGUUUAUCCAGAGGAGAAUGCUAAGGAGUGGCUGGCUGGCAUGGAACUGAGUUCUGUUGUUCUAGGGUUCAUCAUUCCCUUUCCCAUCAUUGCCAUUUUCUAUUGCCUCCUAGCAAGAGCCAUAUCUGCCUCCAAUGACCAAGAGAGAAAGAGCAAUGGGAAAAUCAUUUUUUCCUAUGUCAUUGUCUUCCUGGUCUGCUGGUUGCCGUACCAUGCCGUUGUGUUGCUUGACUUCUUCUUGGCCUUCCAUUUCAUUCCUUUCAGCUGCCAAAUGGAGAACUUCCUCUAUGCAGCUCUUCAUGUGACUCAGUGUUUCUCCCUGGUUCAUUGCUGCAUCAACCCCAUACUCUAUAGCUUCAUCAAUCGAAACUACAAAUAUGAGCUCAUGAAGGCAUUUAUCUUUAAGUACUCAGCUAAAACUGGCCUCACUAAACUGAUUGAUACUUCCAGGGUAUCAGAAAUGGAGUACUCUGCUCUGGAACAAAAUGUUAAAUGAUUGCAGCUUCACAAAAGACUUUCUUCUAAACUCUGCCUUCAACUGGGCAAUAAAUUUGACCUAAUAUAAAUGCAAAAAUCCUAAUUAUGAAUUUUUGGAAGAAAACAUGUACUACCAAAAUGCUGCAUUUUAAAUGUUUUCUUGCAUUCUAUCCCGUCAUCUAGUCCAUACUGCAGUUAUGCUAAUGGGGAAAAUAUGCAGUAAACAAAGCUAUCUUGUACUAAAGAGGUUGCUUACUUUAUUACAUUUUUUGGUGAGCAGAUAGCCCCUUCCUUGGCUACCUGGACUUCACUGCAGGAAUUUUACAGUGUGUAUUUAAUGAAAGCAGAACUCUAUUUUCAUGCUUUUGCAAUUGUGCUGGAAAAUGAAAUAUAUUUAACCAUGUAUUUGAAGCUUAUUGUCAGUGAGUAUAUAAUGCUAUCAUUUUAAUAUUAGAUUUCCAUUCAGUUUACUAUUGUAAGAGUAGUACUUAUAGCAAAUGUUAAACAAAAAGUAUAUGUCCUUCUAAGAGGGCCUUGGCAAAAAAAAAUUGUGGCAAUAUAGUUGUAAUAUAGUUUUUUUAUAAUGCUCAUUAUAGCAUGUCAAUAUUUUGUAAAGAUAUCUUUCAGAACUAUUACAUGCUUAUUUCAUUCAGUGUC
This is a messenger RNA of Rhineura floridana, 2061 nucleotides long. It is a transcript of the gene ACKR3, whose product is annotated as atypical chemokine receptor 3. Gene Ontology annotation, biological process: angiogenesis; G protein-coupled receptor signaling pathway; chemotaxis. Lineage: Eukaryota; Metazoa; Chordata; Lepidosauria; Squamata; Rhineuridae. Gene Ontology annotation, molecular function: coreceptor activity; chemokine binding; G protein-coupled receptor activity. Gene Ontology annotation, cellular component: membrane. The transcript has 2 exons. Bases 329 to 1423 code for a protein of 364 amino acids. The record is from RefSeq and is a predicted model, not a curated record.